UUUUUUGAAAUUUUAUUUAGUCAAUUCAGAACAUUAUUCCUUGGUUACAAGAAUCAUAUUUCUUUUCAUCCCUCUCCUUCCCUCACCCCUUCCACUGGGUUUUACAUGUGUCCUUGAUCAGAACUUAUUUCCAUGUUGUUGAUAUUCAUUUAGAGUCUACAUCCCCAACAAUAUCCCUUUGACCCAUGUAUUCAAGCAGUUGAUUUUCUUUGGUGUUUUUACUCCCACAGUUUUUCCUCUGAAUGGGGAUAGUUUUCUUUCUCAUAGAUUCCUCCAGGUUGUUCAGGGUCAUUGCAUUGCCACUAGUGGAGAAGUCCAUUACAUUCGAUUGUACCACAGUGUAUCAGUCUCUGUGUAUAAUAUUCUUCUGGUUCUGCUCCAUUCACUCUGCAUCAAUUCCUAGAGGUCAUUACAGUUCACAUGGAAUUCCUCUACUUUAUUAUUCUUUUGAGCACAAUAGUAUUCCAUCACCAACAUAUGCCACAAUUUGUUCAGCCAUUCCCCAAUUGAAGGGCAUCCCCAGGAGUUAUUUUUAAGACCUUUCCUUCUGCCUUAGAAUCAAUACUAAGUAAGUAUCAGUUCCAAGGCAGAAGAAUAGUAAGGGCUAGACAAUUAGGGUUAAAUGACUUGCCCAGGGUCACACAGCUAAGUCUCUGAGGUCACCUUUGAACUCAGGACUUCCCAUCUCUAGGGCUGAACACUAAGAAUUUAACUAUCAACUCUUUUUGAAGCCAGUGGGAAUUGGUUCCAAAACACUCCUAACUGAAUCUCAACUCCUUGAUAUUCUUAUACAGUUUCUAUUUUCAACAAUUUUUCUUUUUCAUUCUAAACCUGAAAAACAUGAACUAGGAUGAUAGGUGGCACUGUGUUUAGUAUUGGACUUGGAGUCAAGAAAACAUGAGUUCAAAUUCUACCUCAGACAUUGACUAGCUAUAAGAUCCUAAGCAAAUCAUUUAACUCUUUUCAGUCUGUUUUCUCAUCUGUAAAAUGGGGAUAAUAAUAGCACCUAGCUCAGAAAGUUGUUAUGAGGGUUAAAUGAAAGCAUAUGUAAGGUACUUUGCAUAUAUUAAAGCACUAUAUAAAUACUUUUGUUGUUCAGUCAUUUCAGUCCUGUUGAUUCUUCACAUCCCCAUUUGGAGUUUUCUUGGCAGAAAUACUAGAAUGGUUUGCUAUUUCCUUUUCUAGCUUAUUUUACAGAUGAGAAAACUGAGGCAAAUGGGGUCAAGUGACUUGCCUAGAGUCACACAGCCAGUAAGUGUUUGAGGCCAGAAUUAAAAUCAAGAAGAUGAGUCUACCUUGACUCUAGGCUAGUUAGUCCAUCCACUGCACCACUUAGCUGCCCUACAUAAAUGCUAACUACUCAUCAUUAUUAUUAUGAAUAAAUAAAGCAUGUAUUAUGUUUUUAGUAUCCUUUCCUAAGGCACUAUGAUAAACAUUGGGGACACAUAAAAAAGGCGUUUUUGUUCUCAACGAGCAUACACACUUUAAUAAGGAAACACAUGGAAAGUUUCAACUACAAAUUAAAUGAAAAGGUCCCACAAUUUCUUGGGGUUCAGUAUCAAAGUAGAUGUUACCAUCUCUCCUUUAAUGUCAUUUAUACUGAUAAAGUCAUAUUGAUCUGACUAUGCCAAUUUGAAAUUAUGAGAUUACAAAUUCACAUUAGUAUUGACUUAUCCACUCCCCUUUGCUCUAGACCCUGUGACUUUAGGGUACAGGGUUCAUUAUGUCUAUAUGAAGUCAAUUAUUUAAUAAGUUAAUUAAUCAAUAAACAUUUACCAAGUACCUUUGUGCCAGACACUGUGCUAAGUGCUGAAGAUGUCAAAAAGAGGCAAAGAAGUCCAUUAAGGAGUUUACCAAUGGGGGAGGGGGAAUACAACAUGCUAACACAUAUGUAAAGAGUAAGUUAUAUAUAAGAAACAAGAAAUAAUUAAUAGAAGUAAGGUAUUAGAAUUAGGAGAGGUUGUGAAAGCUUCCCUUGAAAAAGAGAUUUUAAUUGCAACUUAGAGGAAGCCAGGAAAGUCAGUAGUCAAGAGUUGAGGACGGUGAGCAUUCACAGCUGGAGAAGACCUGAGAGGUGGAGAGCCUUGCUUGGGGAACAGAAGGUCAAUGUCACUGUUUCAAAGAGUACAUUAUGAGGAGUAAGAUGUACUAAAACUGGAAAGGUAGGAGAGGGCUAAUUAUGAAGGAAGUUAAAUGCGAAACUAAAGAUUUUGGAUUUGCUCCUGAAGGUAAUGGGGAGCCACUUGACAUGAUGCUCUAGGAAAACACCUUUGGUGAUUAAAUAGAGAGAGGAUGGAUUGAGUGAGGAAAGUGUUGAGGGAGCCAGACUCACCAACAGUCCACUGCAGUAUUCCAAGUAUGAGUACUGAAUGUACUAGAGUGGUGGCCGAGUGAGAGGACAGAAAGGAGCCAGAAAUGGGAAAGUGAAAUAAGCAAACAGAUUGGAAGGGGUUGGGGGGACGGGAGUAAAGGGGAGUGAGAGAUAAGGGGAGUGAGGAGUCCGGGAUAAGGCCUGACAGGACUUGGGGGUGGUGGAUGAUGUCCUCUAGUGCGAUGGGGAAGGUAGGAGGGGGCGGAGCGGGAGAUAAGGAAUGCGUUCUGUUUGGGGCGUGUUGAGUUUAGAAUGUCUCCAGGACAUGCUGUUUAAAAUGCCUAAAAGGCAGUUGGAUAUGUGAGAUUGGAAGUCAUCAGAGAGUAUGGGGCAGGAUGGGUAGAUUUGGGAAUAAUCAGCAGUGAUUGUAAUUAAAAACAUGGGAACUGAUUAGUGAAGUAGUGUAGAAGAGAAAAAGGCACAGGACAAAACCUUGAGGGGUCACUUAGAUUUAGAAGGCACGAUAUGGAUAAGAUGCAAAGAAAAGAAUUGCAUAAUGAAAUUGUGUACUAGUUAAAAUAUUUAACAAGCUAGUAACAAAGUGGCCUUGCAGUCUUCGGAAUUCUUCCUUCUUUUUUCUCGUACUGUUUCACUUAAUUUUUUUUUUUGCCUUUAUCGUCAGCAUCAGCACCCUUCCACUCUCUACUCCUCAGUGAAGGCCGCUCUGGUAACGAAGUCUGUCCAGUCAAGCAAAGCAUUGUUUGUCCAUUGAUUUUGUCCGAAGAAUCAACGACUCAACCAGAACUCGUUACUAAAAACAUGUUCAAUUCUUCCCCUUUUCCAACCAAGUCUCAAGUUCCUGGCAAUUUACUGAGCAUGUGCGAAGAUGUACGCAUGCUUAGUAGCCUUUGCGAAGUUCUAGCCUGGCCGGGCCAGGGCGGGCCCAGGUUGAGGCGCGGAGGGGUGAGGCUCUCUUCUGACCUAAGCGCUCAGACGCUUUUUGUUACCGUCAAGUAAGCCUGAUGCGAAGGCAAGAGUGAGUCGCAAAAGGUCGCAGCGUGGUGGUUCCCGUCAGGCUCCAGGGCAGAGCUGAGUCAGAGAUGUCAGGGACGGCUCGUGGGGAAGUCUCUGGUCCGUCAAGCGGCUUCGCCAAGCGAGUCCUGGUCACGGGCGGUGCUGGUUUCAUUCACUUCAGAAUCCUCUAACAAUUCUAUCUUGGCUGGGGAUGUCAUAGGCAUCCAAUCAAGAAGGAUUACAUCAAGCUUGAGAGAGAUAUAAAGUUUAAAUAAAACGACACCGCCCUCGUUUAUUUUACUGUUUAAAAUAAAGUGCAUCACAUUUGAUAGUCUCUCUAGUAGAAGAUUAUCCAGACUAUAUGAUCAUAAAUCUUGACAAGCUCGACUACUGUGCAAGCCUGAAAAACCUUGAAACCAUUUCUAACAAACAGAACUACAAGUUUAUCCAGGGUGACAUUUGUGAACCUCAUUUCAUAAAACUGCUUUUUGAAACUGAGAACAUAGAUAUAGUGCUUCAUUUUGCAGCUCAAACACAUGUAGAUCUUUCAUUUGUUCAUGCCCUGGAGUUUACCUAUGUCAAUGUUUAUGGCACCCAUGUUUUGGUGAGUGCUGCUUAUGAAGCCAGAGUAGAGAAGUUCAUUUAUGUGAGCACUGAUGAAGUAUAUGGAGGUAGCCUUGAUGAGGAAUUUGAUGAGUCUUCACCAAAACAACCUACAAAUCCUUAUGCAUCAUCCAAAGCAGCUGCAGAAUGUUUUGUACAGUCUUACUGGGAACAAUAUAAGUUUCCAGUUGUUAUCACACGGAGUAGUAAUGUUUAUGGACCACAUCAAUAUCCAGAAAAGGUUAUUCCAAAAUUUAUAUCUUUAUUGCAACACAACAGAAAAUGUUGCAUUCAUGGUUCAGGGCUCCAAACAAGAAAUUUCCUUUAUGCUGCUGAUGUAGUGGAAGCCUUUCUCACUGUUCUAAAGAAAGGAAAACCAGGUGAAAUUUAUAACAUAGGAACCAAUUUUGAGAUGUCAAUUGCACAACUUGCCAAAGAAUUAAUACAAUUGAUCAAAGAAACCAAUUCAGAGUCUGAAAUGGAAAAUUGGGUUGAUUAUGUUGAUGAUAGACCUUCCAAUGACAUGAGAUAUCCUAUGAAAUCAGAAAAAAUGCAUGGUUUAGGGUGGAGACCUAAAGUUUCCUGGAAAGAAGGAAUAAAGAAAACAAUUGAAUGGUAUAAAGAAAAUUUUCACAACUGGAAGAAUGCAGAAAAAGCUUUGGAGCCCUUUCCUGUGGAAUAAACAUUUUUACCACAAGAAACAUUUAUGGGAGAGAAAGGAAGAAAAUCAUUCUACCUCAUAGAUACUUGAUAUGAUUUCAAGUUUCCAGUCAGAAUCUCCUUUCCUUUGGAAGUAGAUUCAAGUGUUUUUGCACAAAAUCUCAAAGGCAAAAUUAUGUUAUAAAUGAUAGCAUUCUCCAUUCUUGGUAGAGUUAAAUUAGGAAUUUUGUCUUACUCAUGUCAACCAUGUUCUCCUGAAAGGAUAAUAUUACUUUCCUGCACAAUAGGAAAAACAGUGGGCUAUAAGGUGAAUGAAGUGUGGAGAAGCACACCUUACAGAUGUAUCUCUUGAAAAUUCCAUCUGCUAGAGGCCUGCUUCCCAAUGGUAUACUGACCCAGAAAUGAAUCAUGGCAGUGGGGGAGGUAUUACUUGAAGGGCCGUGACCGCUAGUCUUACACAGUGAAUAUAUUACAGAUCUACUUCUUACAAAUUUCAGGCUUUAGUUAAUACAGAGUAAAUUUUUAUCUUAAUUAAAGUUUGAAAUUCCAUUAUAUGAUUUGCAAUAAAAUGGGAAAUACCUGUCUGUACACAGCAAUAAAGAUAUGGGACAAGAUGAAAGCAUUUCAUGCACUUUUAAAUUUUGGUUCUUGAUUUUUAGUAAUUCAUUAACUUCUAUAAAGUUUACAGUGGCAUUUGAAAAUUUCUAAAAGAAUAUAUUUUUAGAAAUAAGAAUGUAACAUUUGUAUAAGUUUUUAAAUUUGUUAUUUUAACUGCAAAAAAAUGAGAAAAAGGAAAUAUAUUGCAAGUCUAGCUUUCAUUUUGUACUUAUGAAAUUAUGUCAUAUAAUUAUGUCAUAUUAAUGUUUUAAUGAGACAUUCAUGCUUUUAUUCUAUUUUCUGUUUGAAAUACAAUGAACCUUUUGUAUAGAUGUUCACAUAACAUUUUAUAUAUAUUCAUGACCAAAAAUAUAUAGCUUUGCCAACUUAGGUUAAAUGAUUCUGGAAAUUUAAAACAUUUAUUCAACAAAUAUUUUUGGAAUAUACUUUGUACAUAUUGAACUUAAAUAUUACAAAUCAGUGUUAUUUUUAAAAAGCCAAAUAAUUGUUUUUGUUUUUAAUUUUUAGAAUUAUUUUUAUACUUCUUUAAGUUCAAUUCUUUUGCUAUCCUGGUUAACAUUAAGUCUUGUAAUAAACAAAAUUUGCUUAUUACAAAAGAAACACAUUCAUUAUAAAAUUAUUUAGAUUUUUAACAUUUAUAAAAUUAUGUUCACAUAAAUAAUUUUCUAUUAAAGCAUUUUACCAUUU
Molecule: messenger RNA, 5893 nt
Organism: Monodelphis domestica (gray short-tailed opossum)
Lineage: Eukaryota; Metazoa; Chordata; Mammalia; Didelphimorphia; Didelphidae
Gene: TGDS
Product: TDP-glucose 4,6-dehydratase
Biological process (GO): nucleotide-sugar metabolic process
Molecular function (GO): dTDP-glucose 4,6-dehydratase activity
Source: RefSeq, a predicted model, not a curated record